This is a messenger RNA of Strongylus vulgaris, 723 nucleotides long. The record is from the annotation of a GenBank genome assembly. Lineage: Eukaryota; Metazoa; Nematoda; Chromadorea; Rhabditida; Strongylidae.
AUGCCCAUCCACGCUGAAUGGGUUCUGUUACUUACUACAAAAUCAGCAACGCCGGAGAUUUCUGCCGGUUCUCCUUCGACUCCUUCACCAGCUGUGAUUUUACAAGAAUCAGCAAGAUUUACUCAACCCUCAGAAACACCGGAGAUUUCUGCUGGUUCUCCUUCGACUCCUUCACCAGCCGUAAUUUUGCAAGAAUCAGCAAGAUUUACUCAGCCUUCAGAAACACCAGAGAUUUCCGCUGGUUCUCCUUCGACUCCUUCACCAACUGUAAUUUUACAAGAAUCGGCAGGAUUUACUCAGCCUUCAGCAACGCCGGAGAUUUCUCCUGGUUCUCCUUCGUUUUCUUCACCAGCUGUAAUUUUACAAGAAUCGGCAGGAUUUACUCAGCCUUCAGAAACACCAGAGAUUUCUGCUGGUUCUCCUUCGACUCCUUCACCAGCUGUAAUUUUACAAGAAUCGGCAGGAUUUACUCAGCCUUCAGCAAUGCCGGGGAUUUCUGCUGGUUCUCCUUCGUCUCCUUCACCAGCUGCAAUUUUACAAGAAUCGGCAGGAUUUGCUCAGCCUCCACCUCAGUAUCCAUCUCAGUAUCCCGACGAGGUCGAUGUGGAGCUGGAUUUAGCAGAGACACUUUCAUCUACAUCUACAUCCUCCACUUCUACUUCACAGCAAAGCUCUAUAGACAAUUUAACGCACACUGCGCCCACAACACCAGGAGUGAGUUAA